AGAGAGAGAGAGAGAGUGAGAGAGACCCACACACAAUCAGUGAGGAAGAGGGAAAGAGAGAGAAAGAGAGAGGGAGAAAGGGGGAGAGCAGGGAUCUUACCAGACUAAUGGCUGCACUGCUCGUGGGAUUCCGCCUGAUUUUUCGACUCCUGAUCCUCCUGCCUCUCAGCUCUUUGUUUGCCGACGGACUGGGGAGGGGAGCGGCGCGCUGCAGCCGGACUUCGGGCUCGUACCCCGUCCCUGGACCCGGCAAGAGAGCGAACCAUUGCGGUGGACCGGUGGUCUUGGCCGGAGUCGAUUCAGAGAUCCGUCCAUGGUGGAUUUUACAGUCUGCCUGCCGUGCCUCAAAAUGUCACGUCUGGGGCUGCAUUAGUCGGGAGGGCGCAUGUCGGAGCCUGAACGCGUUAACACCUUCGUGCUCUGGAAUCGGAGAUGCACAAAGAGCAGCUCGGGGACAGCGGCCACGGACUGUGUGCCGUCAUCUCCCGUCAGGUACGAGGACCCGCGGGGGAAGGGGCGUUGUUCCACCUUUUCUCUCAUCCCCGAUACAAUAUGGCAAAAAGCCGUCUGUGCAAAGGACUAGAACGAACACACGGUUACCCUCCCUUCGGUUGCUUUCUCCCUUUGCUAAAGUCGCCGCAGGGGGAGUCUUUGUGAGUGACCAGCGCUUGGGAGGUGAAAGUGAUGUGUGCAGAUUGCUGCUUGUCUUUACACGGGCCAGCGCCCAGCGUCCCGGGCCCAGCCGUUGGGCCAGUUCUGUAGCACAGGAGAAUCCCCGCUGUCUGCUUUCAGCCUCUUACUUUUACCAUGAUCUAUAUUUUGAGGUGGACACUGGCGAUAAUGACGAAUGUAAUUGUAGCAGUUACAGUUUUAUUGAUGUCGUCAGCGAUGUUUGCAAUUCGAUCGCUACAGCUGGUGACACUGGGAGCCGCGCGCGCAGGCCCUACCCGAGUUCUGUGUUCUCAGCAGCAGCAGACAGCGCGAGCGGGUGCUCAGAGUCGCACCUGAUUAUGAAGCGCGCUGUCGCGCGUGUUCAUUGUGCCCACCGAGAUGGCUGCCACUGUCUAGCUGUGGAUGGAGUGAAAACACGACCAAACAGAAGUAUUUUAUUACACCCGAUCGAUAAGGCUUGCGGCGCGAGUGCAUCAUCAAACUCAAACAGCGGAACAACUCCAGAGAAGGGAAAGGGUUCGCCGGUGUCUCUGUCCAACAGCAGGAGAAGCACAGGGAGGACACACACCCGCGGGGAAAGGGGUGUUCCAGCUCGAUCCAAAGGCUCUUCCCAGGGGAUUCCGGCCCGCCACAGGCGUCCCGAGUGCGAUGUGUCAGUGAGUAAUCCAGACUCCCAGAACCGCUGUCAUAUUCCCGCUAAUGGCACAACUGAAGUCGCUGCCCAUACUAGGGCUAAUGCCCAUUCUGUGUCUUCUGUUAUUUCCAAAACUUCCGCAACUCAAUCUUCUGAUCUUUCUGAAGUUGCUCCUUUCUCUCACUCCGCGGGCUCCCCCAUCAACCUCAGAGCAUCUUCUAACGCCGAUCCGUCUGCUGUAGUGUCAGCUCUUCGUGCUGCUCUCGAAACAGAUGUUGCUAACGACGAUAUCACCAAAAGCGGCCGUGACGUUACUCUCGCGUUGAAUUUGCCCGAGCUUUCUGAAGUUCUGCACUCCAGAGAACUGCACCGCUCAGAACAGGCGCUGUGCUCCACGGCUCGCGCUGGUAAUCUAAAGCAAUCAGCACCACCAGUCCAAUGGACAGCUCCCAUCACAAGUUUGCCUCGUCGCGCAUGGCUGGAAGAAAAAAUACUUUCAGAUGUAAUACAUUGGAGGAUUACAAAUAACCUGAACAACAACAACAACAAUAACAAAAACAACAUCAACAACAAUAACAAUAAUAAUAACAAUGACAAAAACAACAACAACAACCAUAACAGCAACAACAGCAAGGAAGAUCCCGAUGAGACGAACAGAAAUCUAAGCGGUGAAGGUUUAGAUGCUGACGGAAGUCAGGGAACGACUCCGCGAGUACAUUCCCAGCAUACACCACGGGAGGAGUUCCCGAAGGAGAGCUGCCACGAUGCGUGUGUUGACGCUGCAACUCGCAAAGGCUUAAACACCGAUGAGGGAGUCACGCGCCUGCAAUUAAAAGCCGGUAAAUUAGUGGCAUUACAACGCGGAGGUGUCAGUCAGCUGCGGGAGCACCUGGGUCGCGAGGCCCAGGGGCAGAGGAGAGAAGGUGGGGAAGAGGAGGAGGCGGGGGAGUGGCAGGAUCCAGGGAAAACAAAGGCAACAAAAUGGACAGAUGUGAUUGAGCAAAGAGAAGGGAAAGGUCAUAAAAACAGCUCACAGGCAGAGGGAGGAAAAAACAGUGACAAAUGGAGAGGGGGACAGAGCUAUGAGAACAGAGAAACCGAGGGCUACGAGGGUAGAGGUGGAGAAAAAGGGGAUGAGAACAGAGAAAAAGAGGGAUAUAAGGGUAGAGGUGGAGAAGAAGGGGAUGAGAACAGAGAAACAGAGGGAUAUAAGGGUAGAGGUGGAGAAGAAGAGGAUGAGAUCAGAGCAAGAGGGAGAUAUGAGGAUGAUGAGAAAGAGAGAGAGGGCGAUGAGGACAGGAAAAGAGAAGGAGAGGGAGAUGAGAAGAAUGAGAGGGAACUACAAGAGGAUGCAGAGAGAGGAGGAGGUGUGCAUAAAGAGAGCGGAGGAGAGGGGGGUGAGGAAGAGCGGGAGAGAGCGCCGGGCCGUUCCAGGCGAGCGGCGAACAGGCACCCCCAUUUCGCCCAGUACAAUUACCAGGUGCAGGUGGCCGAGAACCAGCCGCCGGGCACCUCGGUCAUCGCCAUGGCAGCGCAGGACCCGGACGCGGGGGAGGCGGGGCGUCUGAGCUACAGCAUGGCGCCGCUCAUGAACAGCCGGUCCAUGGACUUCUUCCACAUCGACCCGGCCACCGGCCUGAUGAGCACCACGCAGGUCCUGGACCGCGAGCACAUGGACCUGCACUACUUCCGCGUGACCGCGGUCGACCACGGCUCGCCGCGCCUCUCCGGCACCACCAUGGUCGCCAUCACCGUGUCCGACCGCAACGACCACUCGCCCGUGUUCGAGCAGGGCGAGUACCGCGAGACCAUCCGCGAGAACGUGGAGGAGGGCUACCCCAUCCUGCAGCUGCGCGCCACCGACCUGGACGCGCCCUCCAACGCCAACAUCCGCUACCGCUUCGUGGGCGACGCGGCGGCCGCGCGGGCCGCCUUCGAGAUCGACCCGCGCUCGGGGCUGAUCGCCACGCGGGGCCCGGUCGACCGGGAGACCGUGGAGCGCUACACCCUGCAGGUGGAGGCCAGCGACCAGGGCAAGGAGCCCGGCCCGCGCUCGGCCACGGUCCGGGUCUACAUCUCCGUGCUGGACGAGAACGACAACGUGCCGCAGUUCACGGAGAAGCGCUACGUGGUGGCGGUGCGCGAGGACGUGCGGCCGCACUCGGAGGUGCUGCGCGUCAGCGCCACGGACCACGACAAGGACGGCAACGCCGCCGUCCACUACAACAUCAUCAGCGGCAACAGCCGCGGCCAGUUCUCCAUCGACAGCGUGACGGGCGACAUCCAGGUGGUGGCGCCCUUGGACUUCGAGGCGGAGAGGGAGUACACGCUCCGGGUGCGGGCGCAGGACAACGGGCGCCCGCCCCUCUCCAACAACACCGGCAUCGUCAGCGUGCAGGUGACCGACGUCAACGACAACCCGCCCAUCUUCGUCUCCACGCCCUUCCAGGCCUCCGUGCUCGAGAGCGCCCCCGUAGGCCACUCUAUCCUGCACAUCCAAGCUAUCGACACCGACUCAGGGGACAACGCUCGGCUGGAGUACCGGCUGACGGGGACCAGCUCGGACACUCCCUUUGUGGUAAACUCGGCCACGGGCUGGGUGACCGUGAGCUCGGAGCUGGACCGCGAGGCGGUGGAGCAUUAUUUCUUUGGCGUGGAGGCCAGGGACUACGGAGCCCCGCCCCUCUCAGCCUCGGCCAGCGUCACCAUCACCGUCAUGGACGUGAACGACAAUCGGCCCGAGUUCCUGCAGAAGGAGUACUUCGUGCGCUUGAACGAGGACGCGGCCGUCGGCACGAGCGUGGUCAGCGUGACCGCCAUCGACCGCGACGUCAACAGCGCCGUCACCUACCAGAUCACCGGCGGCAACACGCGGAACCGCUUCGCCAUCAGCACGGCGGGCGGCGGGGGGCUGCUCUCCCUGGCGCUGCCGCUCGACUACAAGCAGGAGCGGCGGUACGUGCUGACCGUGACCGCCUCCGACCGCACGCUGCACGACACCUGCCAGGUGCACGUCAACAUCACCGACGCCAACACGCACCGGCCCGUGUUCCAGAGCGCCCACUACUCGGUGAGCGUGAACGAGGACCGGCCGCCGGGCAGCACGGUCGUGGUCAUCAGCGCCACGGACGAGGACGUCGGCGAGAACGCCCGCAUCACCUACUUCCUGGAGGACAACAUCCCGCAGUUCCGCAUCGACCCCGCGAGCGGCGCCAUCACCCUGCUCACCGAGCUGGACUACGAGGACCAGAUGACCUACACGCUGGCCAUCACCGCGCGCGACAACGGCAUCCCGCAGAAGUCCGACACCACCUACGUGGAGGUGAACGUGAACGACGUGAACGACAACGCGCCGCAGUUCCUCAGCCCGCGCUACCAGGGCGCGGUGAGCGAGGACGCCCCGCCCUUCACCAGCGUGCUCCAGAUCUCCGCCACCGACCGCGACGCCCACGCCAACGGCCGCGUGCAGUACACCUUCCAGAACGGCGAGGACGGCGACGGCGACUUCACCAUCGAGCCCACCUCGGGCAUCGUGCGCACCGUCCGCCGGCUGGACCGCGAGAGCACGCCGUUCUACGAGCUGACGGCCUACGCGGUGGACCGCGGCGUGCCGCCGCAGCGCUCCCCGGUGCACAUCCAGGUCACCGUGCUGGACGUCAACGACAACGCGCCCGUCUUCCCGGCGGACGACUUCGAGGUGCUGGUGAAGGAGAACAGCGUGGUCGGGUCGGUGGUGGCCCAGAUCACGGCCAGCGACCCGGACGAGGGCCCCAACGCGCAGAUCAUGUACCAGAUCGUGGAGGGGAACAUCCCGGAGAUCUUCCAAAUGGACAUCUUCUCCGGGGAGCUGACCUCGCUCAUCGACCUGGACUACGAGGUGCGGUCGGAGUACGUGAUCGUGGUCCAGGCCACCUCGGCGCCGCUGGUGAGCCGGGCCACGGUGCGAAUCCGCCUGGUGGACCAGAACGACAACGGGCCGCUGCUCCGCGACUUCCAGAUCAUCUUCAACAACUUCGUCUCCAACCGCUCCAACAGCUUCCCGAACGGCGUGAUCGGGCGCGUGCCGGCGCACGACCCGGACGUGUCCGACCGGCUGCACUACUCCAUCCAGCGCGGCAACGAGCUGCACCUGCUGCUGCUCAACCACAGCAGCGGCGAGCUCCGCCUCAGCCGCAAGCUGGACAACAACCGCCCGCUCACCGCCAACAUGCUGGUCACCGUCUCCGAUGGGAUCCACAGUGUUUCUGCGCAGUGUAUUCUCAGAGUGUUGAUCAUCACCGAGGACAUGCUGAGCAGCAGUGUGACGGUGCGCCUGCAGAACAUGUCCCAGGAGCACUUCCUGUCGCCGCUGCUCGCUCACUUCCUGGAGGGCGUGUCGGCCGUGCUGUCCGUGCCCCAGGAGGACGUGUUUGUGUUCAACAUCCAGCCCGACGUGGAGGCGGGGGACGUUCUGAACGUCAGCUUCUCCGCCGCUCUGCCGGGGGGGCGCUUCUUCCCCUCCGAAGCCCUGGAGGAGCGGCUGUACCUCAACCGGCCACGCCUCACCUCUCUGGCCCAGAUGGAGGUGCUCCCAUUCGACGACAACGUGUGCCUGCGCGAGCCGUGCCAGAACUACAUGAAGUGCAUCUCCGUCCUGCGCUUCAACAGCUCCGCCCCCUUCAUCGCCUCCCCCACCAUCCUGUUCCGGCCCAUCCACCCAAUCGCGGGCCUGCGCUGCCGCUGCCCCGUCGGCUUCACCGGCGACUACUGCGAGACGGAGAUCAACCUGUGCUACUCCAACCCCUGCCUGAACGGGGGCGUGUGCGCCCGCCGAGAGGGCGGCUACACCUGCAUCUGCCGCGAAAGCUACACAGGUGAGCACUGUCAGUGGGACUGGCGGCAGGGUCGCUGUGCCCCGGGCAUGUGCCGAAACGGGGGGAAGUGCCGGGCGGAGCCCAAGGGGGGGUUCCACUGUGAGUGCCCGGCCGGCGGGUACGAGCGCCCGGACUGCGCCAUCACCACCCGCUCCUUCCCCCCCAAAUCCUUCAUCAUGUUCCGCGGCCUCCGGCAGAGGUUCCACCUCACCGUCUCCCUCUCCUUUGCUACUCUGGAGAGCCGAGGCCUACUGCUGUAUAACGGCCGCUUCAAUGAGAAGCACGACUUCCUGGCGCUCGAGAUCCUGGACGGACAGGUGCAGCUGACGUACUCCACAGGUGAAUCCUCCACCCAGGUGAGCCCUUACAUACCAGGAGGCGUAAGCGAUGGUGACUGGCACACCGUCCACAUACACUACUACAACAAGCCCAAGCGGAGCAUGAACGGGGAGGGCCAGGGCCCGUCGGAUGAGAAGGUGGCGGUGGUCAGCGUGGACGACUGCGACACCGCCGUGGCCCUCAGGUUCUACCAGCACCUGGGAAACUACAGCUGCGCCGCCCAGGCCCGGCAGACCAGCUCCAAGAAGUCUCUGGAUCUCACAGGACCCCUCUUUCUGGGAGGGGUGCCAAAUUUGCCCGAGAGCUUUCGCUUUGUGACUCGAGAGUUCAUUGGCUGCAUGAAGGAUCUUCACAUCGAUAACCGACCCCUGGACCUGGCUGGCUACAUUGCCAACAAUGGCACCCUCCCUGGCUGCAGCGCCAAGCUUCCCUUUUGCAAGUCCAACCCCUGCCAAAAUGGAGGCACAUGUCGAGUGAGCUGGGAAACAUUUUCCUGUGACUGCCCCCUAGGGUUUGGGGGGAAGGACUGCAGCCAUGUGAUGCCUCACCCUCAUCGUUUUCUGGGAAAUAGCGCCCUCUGGUGGGACCUGAAAAAUGACGUUACCAUUUCCACCCCCUGGUACCUGGGCCUGGUGUUCCGCACACGGGGGCGCGAUGGGGUGCUGCUGCAGGCCCAGGCCGGGCAGUACACCAGCCUGCUGUUCCAGCUGAUGGGGGGGCAGCUGGUGUUCUCCAUCAGCCGGGGCUCGGCCCGGGCGGCCCGCCUGCGUCUGGACCAGGUGCAGGUGAGCGACGGGCGCUGGCACGACCUGCAGCUGGAGCUGAGAGACGUCCGCAGCGGCGCCGAGACUCGCUACGUGGCCACCGUCCGCCUGGACUUCGGCCUCUUCCAGGGCACGGUGAUUGUGGGUAAUGAACUGCACAGCCUGAAGGUGAAGCACCUGCACGUGGGGGGCGUCCUCGGAGCGGGAGAGGUGCAGAGCGGAAUGAGGGGCUGCAUCCAGGGAGUACGUUUGGGGGUGAGACCUGAUGCACCCCCUCUGCCCCGCCCAACCCGAGCUGUGAAGGUAGAGGUUGGCUGCAGCGUAGGGAAUCCCUGCAACUCCUCCCCCUGCCCCGCCCACAGCCAGUGUGCUGACCAAUGGGAACGCCACUCCUGCGUGUGCGAGCCAGGUUACUAUGGUAAGAGCUGCACAGAUGCGUGCCAGCUGAACCCGUGUGAGAAUGAGGCCCAGUGUCACCGUAAGCCCAACUCAUCCCACGGCUACGCCUGUGACUGCGGGGACGACCACUACGGACAGUACUGCCAGAACAAGAUGGACCAGCAGUGCCCUCGUGGAUGGUGGGGCAACCCCACAUGCGGACCCUGCAACUGUGAUGCCAGUAAAGGCUUUGAUCCUGACUGCAAUAAGACCAGCGGCCUGUGCCUCUGCAAGGAGUUCCACUAUCGCCCCCGGGGCAAGGACACCUGCCUGCCGUGCGACUGCUACCCGGUGGGGUCCUUCUCUCGGUCAUGUGACCCAGAGAAUGGGCAGUGCCAGUGUCGGCCCGGCGUGAUUGGCCGCCAGUGUAACACGUGUGACAACCCCUUCGCUGAGGUCACACAGGCUGGCUGUGAGGUGAUCUAUGAUGGAUGCCCUAAGACUGUUACCUCCGGGAUCUGGUGGCCUAGGACCAAGUUCAGCCUCCCGGCAGCUGUGCCCUGUCCCAAAGGCUCUGUGGGUGCAGCGAUAAGGCAUUGUGAUGUGGAGAGGGGCUGGGUGGAUCCUGAUCUGUUUAACUGCACUUCCCCUCCGUUUGUGGAGCUCAAUGCAGCGCUGGAGUCAGUAGAAAGGAAUGAGACGGAGCUCAGCACCAUAGCGGAGAAGAAACUGGCUCAUCAGCUGCGUGAUGUCACAGAGGCCACGUCCCGUCUCUAUGGAAACGACCUGCAGAUCGCCGAGCGGCUGCUGUCCCGGCUGCUGGCCUUCGAGAGUCGACAGAGCGGCUUCGGUCUGACCGCGACGCAGGACGCCCACUUCAACGAGGUGACGUCCCCUUCCCGGCAACGAGCUGCGUAUCCAGGCGAGAGCCUCGCUUUCGUACCGCACACCGCACCACGGUUCGAUCCAGGUUACUGUUUUUCUGCUGGUUUGUUGCAUUUUCUCCUGCUGGAGUUCGCUGACCUGGCCCAGAACAUGAAGCUCACCUACCUCAACCCUGUGGCCCUGGUGGCUCCCAACAUUGUGAUGAAUCUGGACCGCGUGGAGAACCACACUCAUGUUCGCCGGCGUUUCCCUCGCUACCACAGCAGCCUGUUUCGUGGCCAGACUCCCUGGGACCCUCACACACACGUGGUGCUGCCCCCUGCUGUCCUGGUCCCGCAACGACCCUCCGUGCCCUACCCCAGCAGCCUCCACACGCCGGUUAGCGUUUCGACCAAUCACACCGCAGAGAUCUCUGUAGCCAAGCGCACUGUCACCCCGCCAGACCCGCCAAUCACCAUCGUGAUACUGCUGAUCUACCGCAGCCUGGGAUUGGCUCUCCCUGCCAAGUACCACACCGACCGCCGUGGAGUCAGACUCCCCAGGCACCCUGUGAUGAACUCUCCCAUCGUAAGCGUUUCUGUCUACAAUAACCAGUCCUUCCUGGAGGGGAUGCUAGAGUCCCCUCUCCUGCUGGAGUUCCGCCUCCUUCAGACGACCAAUCGCAGCAAGCCUCUGUGUGUGCAGUGGAACCACAGCAGCCUGCUGGAAACAGGGGGCUGCUGGACAGUGAGGGACUGCAGCGUGGUGUACAGGAACACCUCACAUGUGCGCUGCCAGUGUCAGAAGCUGGGCACUUUCGGGGUCCUGAUGGACAGCUCCCAGCGUGAGCAGUUGGAGGGGGAUUUGGAGACUCUGGCCGUGGUGACGUAUUCCUCCCUGUCGGUGUCCCUGUUGGCUCUGCUCCUGACCGUCAUGGUCCUGUCUUGCCUGAGGGGGCUGAAGUCCAACACCCGCAGCAUCCACUCCAACAUGGCCGCCGCCAUCUUCCUGUCUGAGCUCGUCUUCCUGCUGGGCAUCAACCAGACUGAGCAACAGUUCCUCUGUACUGUCAUUGCCAUCCUGCUGCAUUACUUCUUCAUGGCCACUUUUGCCUGGCUGUUUGUGGAGGGGCUGCACAUCUACCGCAUGCAGACGGAAGCUCGGAACAUCAACUACGGAGCCAUGAGGUUCUACUACGCCAUAGGCUGGGGUGUGCCCGCCAUCAUCACAGGUCUGGCUGUGGGGCUGGAUCCUGAAGGCUAUGGGAACCCGGAUUUCUGCUGGAUCUCUGUCCAUGACAAGCUCAUCUGGAGCUUCGCUGGACCCAUUGGCAUUGUUAUUGUGAUGAAUGGCGGGAUGUUUAUGAUUGUUGCGCGCAUGUCCUGCAGCCCCACACAGAAGGAAACCAAGAAACAGUCGGUUGUUGCCACCAUACGCAGUGCCACCAUCCUGCUGGUCCUGGCCAGCUCCACCUGGUUCUUUGGGCUGAUGGCUGUGAAUAACAGUGUUCUGGCCUUCCACUACCUCUACACUGUGCUGUGCUGCUUACAGGGUGUGGCGGUGUUGCUGGUGUUCUGCCUGUUGAAUGCGGAGGUGCAGGAGGCCUGGAAACUCUCCUGUUUGGGGAAGAAGAGCCCAGCUGAGGAUCCUCCACACACCUCCCAAAUCACUGGCCCAAAUCCCUACAACAGCGCCUCCUUGCUGGAACAGAGUGGACUGCACCGCAUCACCCUGGGAACCUCCACCAUCUCCUCAGUCAGCAGUGCACGAGAGAACCUGCUGGCCAGACAAACCCUGGAGCAGAACCUCCUCAGUCACACAGGAGCCACUGACCUGGAUGUAGCCAUGUUCCACCGAGACGGAGGUGAAGAUUCAGACUCGGACUCUGACCUCUCUCAGGACGAGGAGUGCAGUCUGUCCAUCCCGUCCUCUGAGAGCGAGGACAACGUUCGUCUCCGCGGACGCAUCCAGCGACGGUUCAAACGCUCCAAUCACAGUGAGCGGCUGCUCACGGAGCCCGCCCACAAUGGUACCAAAGGUACUGUCUCGUACAGAAACUCACACACCCCCACACGCACUCAUACAGUCACACAUAAACAUGUACAUCAAACAUUCAUAUACCAAUGCACAUGCACAUCCAGGUGAAUAAUAUAAAUUCAUAUAUAUAU
This is a messenger RNA of Anguilla rostrata (American eel), 10672 nucleotides long. It is a transcript of the gene celsr3, whose product is annotated as cadherin, EGF LAG seven-pass G-type receptor 3. The transcript has 34 exons. Gene Ontology annotation, biological process: homophilic cell-cell adhesion; G protein-coupled receptor signaling pathway; cell surface receptor signaling pathway. Gene Ontology annotation, cellular component: plasma membrane. The record is from RefSeq and is a predicted model, not a curated record. Lineage: Eukaryota; Metazoa; Chordata; Actinopteri; Anguilliformes; Anguillidae. The coding region runs from base 108 to 10649 and encodes 3513 amino acids. Gene Ontology annotation, molecular function: G protein-coupled receptor activity; calcium ion binding.